AUGGCUGCCUCCACGGGUGCUGCAAACGCUGGCUCGUCCGAUUUACAAGGUCUAGCUUCGGACGGUUCGAGUAUGGACAGCCCACCAAUUCAGUACAGUGUGAUUCUGGAGCAUCUCAUCGGGGACAAGAGGCCCGUGAAGGAGCUGAGCCCCGGCAUUAUGGGGGGACUGCCGGUGCCUCUCAAAAGCGACGAGCAGAAGAUGAUCGAGAGGGGAAUGGAGAGCUGCGCCUUCAAGGCGGUUUUGGCCUGUGUGGGAGGAUUUGUCCUCGGAGGAGCUUUUGGUGUUUUCACCGCAGGCAUCGAUACCAAUGUUGGCUUCGACCCCAAAGACCCUCUGAAGACUCCAUCAGCACGAGAAGUCCUCAAAGACAUGGGCCAGAGGGGGAUGUCAUACGCCAAGAACUUUGCCAUCGUGGGCGCCAUGUUCUCCUGCACAGAGUGCAUCAUAGAAUCACACCGAGGUAAAUCUGACUGGCAGAACGCUGUGUACAGCGGCUGUGUGACAGGAGGAGCCAUUGGAUUUCGUGCUGGUCUGAAGGCUGGGGUGCUGGGAUGUGGAGGCUUUGCUGCAUUCUCCGCUGCCAUUGAAUAUUAUUUGAGGUGAACCACAGAAGAGUGACUCUAUGGACUAAAUGGAUGCGCGCGUGGACGAGCCCUGUGAGGUGUAGGACUCGUCAAUAUUUACCUGCACAUGGAGGAUUGCUGCAAAAGCAGAGCUGAUGUUUUUGGUGAAAGCGACGGGUUCCUAUUCGUGUACAGUGGGCUGAACAAGAUGUAUGUAUUUCCCAGAGACUACUUUUAUCAUAUGGACAGUUUGAACAAAGCAAAGCAACUUCAUGUGGAGAAUCUGCAGAAACUGAGCAAAGGGGAUCUGCCUCUGUGUUGGAGGCAUAAUCACGUUCACUCUUCAUUCACAACCACCUCAAAUCAGACUCAGAUAAACGCUGUUCUUAUUGAAGAACAUGUGUCUACUGAACUAAUCCACAUCAAAUUAUUUGUAUUAAACAUGUUGUUUUGUUAAGUUGUUAAGAACAUUUCUUCUUUGUUUACAAGUAUCCAUGACAAUAAAAUCUUAAACUGCCUUUAAAUAUUAGUGUUGGACAAAUAAAGUUCAAAGUAAGUGAAUAGUAUAGAUGAGUUUAGUGUCAGUAAGCCUUUGUGCUGAAACAUGUUGGUUAGAUGGCUUUAGGAAACGAUAUAUCCACCAACAUACUGUUGUCUGAGGUUCAGGAAAUGUGUCACAUCAAACUGUUCAAAAAAAUUCACCAUAUGAAUCUUUGUAUGAGGAUAUAAAAAAUGGCGGAUAUCAGUUUAAAAAAUCUCCACAUUUGUGUUUUUGCUCAAGACUUUCAGAUGUGAAAUAACUGGACAUAUUAACAUUUUAACAGUGAAUGAGAGAGCUUUAGGGCUCUGUUAGUGCUUUGAGCGAGAUUACUCAGUUUUAUGGCCUAAAUGUGCAAAAGGACAAAAAUAUCUAUGUUUUAAUGUAUCGAUUUUGUUUCAGAAGGGACAUUUGUGAGGCUUAUAAGGGCUAAAGUGUGAAAUGUUUGCAUAAAGAAGAAGGUUAGAGUGGUGAUGUCAGCCACUCUGCUCCACUACUGCCCCCUACUGGUCUGGACAGGAUCCAACACUGAUCCUCUUAGAGUUGACAAACGGAAUACUGAUCUCAAGAUUAGAGUUAAUUUUAAGUCAAAAUGAAAUAAAUACACAAACAACAAUGUAACUACAUCCUGUGUGUUCAGUUAAAAUACAAAC
Molecule: messenger RNA, 1757 nt
Organism: Anoplopoma fimbria (sablefish)
Lineage: Eukaryota; Metazoa; Chordata; Actinopteri; Perciformes; Anoplopomatidae
Gene: timm22
Product: translocase of inner mitochondrial membrane 22 homolog (yeast)
Exons: 4
Coding region: 1-606 (201 amino acids)
Biological process (GO): protein insertion into mitochondrial inner membrane
Cellular component (GO): TIM22 mitochondrial import inner membrane insertion complex
Molecular function (GO): transmembrane protein transporter activity
Source: RefSeq, a predicted model, not a curated record